This is a messenger RNA of Entrophospora sp. SA101, 357 nucleotides long. Lineage: Eukaryota; Fungi; Glomeromycota; Glomeromycetes; Entrophosporales; Entrophosporaceae. The record is from the annotation of a GenBank genome assembly.
AUGCAACACAAUAGAAUAAUACAACAAUAUAAUCAACAUCAAGAUCUUGAUAGAUUGCCAACUAAUAUUAUUGCAGAAUUUAAAGAGAUCUUGAUUAUAGAAAUACACAAAAAAUUGGUUUUAAAUUUUAGAACAAAAGGGAAUUAUAAGUGUAUUUUUCAGGGUGAAAAAGCAUAUGAGAUUAUAAGUGGAAUUUUGAAUUCUAAUCAAUGGGGGAAAAAAGUAUAUUCACAAAAUCAAGAAACAUAUGUUGUGUGCUUAGAUCCUGUUCCAUGGAAUCCUUCUACCUCACAUAAUCAAUCAGAAGAAGUACAUCCUCUUGAACAAAUUAAUUUAUCAACAACAAUCUUUAAUUAA